AUGGUUUGUUUGUUUUUUGUAUUAUCAUAUAAUAUAUUCCUUUUUAUGAUUGUUGUUUGUAUGUUAUGUGGUGCAUCUGUCAUUCGCUGCUGUUUUCUUGUUUUAGUUUUUUUUCGGCCUAGUAUGAGUAUAAGUGUUAACACAGAAUCUGUGAUAAUUAUAGGGAGUGGACCAGCUGCAUACUCUGCAUCUAUUUAUGCUUCUAAAUAUAAACCAUUGAUUCUGGCAGGGGAUUACACUAGUUCUACACAAUUCCCAGGGGGGCAGCUUACUACAACAACAGAUGUAGAUAAUUACCCAGGGUUUCCAUCUGGCAUAGCCGGGCCGGACUUGGCUAGUUUAUUUAAUAAACACGCACAGGAAUAUGCCCGUAUUCGGGAAUUAUGGGUUAAUUCUAUUUCACAGGAUGAGGGAUACUUUGUUUUGUCAACAAAAGAAGGAAUAUUCAGAAGUAAAGCAGUUAUUAUUGCGACAGGAUCUGUUGCUAAAAAGCUAAAUGCACCUGGUGUUGAUAAGUACUGGCAGAGUGGAAUCAGUGCAUGUGCCACCUGUGAUGGGUGGGCAUUUUCUGGCAGAGUGGUUGUGGUGAUUGGUGGUGGUGAUACAGCAAUGGAAGAAGUUCAGUACCUCUCACAAAUCGCAAGUAAAGUGAUUUUAGUGCACAGAUCAGAAACAUUCCGUGCUCGACCGGAUCUUUUAAGUAAAAUAAGAAAUCUGCUAAAUGUAGAAAUAAUUACAUGGAGUGUCCUUGUAGAAGCAAAGGGGGAUAAUACUUCUUUAAGUUCGGUUGUAAUAAAAAAUGUAAAGACAGAAGAAAUCACAGAAGUGGCGACAGACGGACUGUUCUUUGCAAUAGGGCAUGAUCCAUCCACGUCUUUUUUAAAGUCACUAGAACAAGAAACAGGAAAGAGAAUAUUAGCAAAUGAUAAUUACGUAUUAACAAAUAAGAAUUCUAUGCAAACAGAAAUAGAAGGACUCUACGCAGCAGGUGAUGUACAAGAUAAUAAGUACAGGCAGGCUAUAACUGCUGCAUACUCAGGAAUGGUGGCAGGGCAGUCUGCAACUGAAUGGUUAGAUGGGAAUAAAUAA
Molecule: messenger RNA, 1089 nt
Organism: Nematocida parisii ERTm1
Lineage: Eukaryota; Fungi; Microsporidia
Product: thioredoxin-disulfide reductase
Exons: 1
Coding region: 1-1089 (362 amino acids)
Molecular function (GO): oxidoreductase activity
Source: RefSeq, a predicted model, not a curated record